ACUGAAAAUUGUCUGUAUUGAAACUGUCGUCUGUAUUUUAGUUAAGAGUUGCACAAAACAGAACACAAAUCACAGCUAAGUCACCGUCUGUUCAUGUUAGUGAUGUUGGUAUUUGUAUGCCUCCUGAAUAUAUUAUCUGAUGUUGCUCAGUCCAAAUGCUUUUCACGCAGAGUCCUGACACACGCAUGCUUGCUCAGUGCUGGUGGCUGAAAUGCAGCAACAUUUAGGAUGUAACGUUAACGUUAACGCUAACCGGAAAUUGUUUGGAAGCCGUAGGGAAACGCUGCCGGGAGAUGCUGCCGUCAUAAACAGGCAGAUGAAAAUACAGAACAGUCUCGGCCCUGACAGGCACAGUAUUCAGCUUGAUCUAGUAUGGAUGCUGAUGACUGCAAUGGCCGAUCUUACAUAUCAGCUAGUGGAGACUCAUCAAUGGAAAGGGAGUUUUCUGGAGCCCUGGGAGGUCCAACAGUGAGCACCCCGAACAGCAAGGAGACCUCACCUAGUCGCUCCAUCAGUGCCAAUUCUAUUAAAGUGGAGUUAUACAGUGAUGAAGACCCAGGACGCAGUACUGAAGAUGAAAGAGGGGAGCGGGUAGAGGAAAGUGUUCCAGAGCAGGGAUCUGAGGCUGUCGGAGGCUACAGGGAACCCACCAAUCCUGACAUCAUGCCAACUGGAGCCACCAGAAUGCCAAAUGGAAAGCUUAAGUGUGACAUCUGUGGAAUGAUCUGCAUUGGACCUAAUGUCCUCAUGGUCCACAAACGCAGUCAUACAGGUGAGCGACCGUUCCAGUGUAAUCAGUGUGGCGCCUCCUUCACUCAAAAAGGUAACCUGCUUCGCCACAUCAAGUUGCACUCAGGGGAGAAGCCCUUUAAAUGUCCUUUCUGCAGUUAUGCUUGUAGAAGACGAGAUGCGCUCACUGGCCACCUUCGUACUCAUGCAGUGACCUCUCCAACUGUCGGGAAGCCUUACAAGUGCAGUUAUUGUGGCCGGAGUUACAAGCAGCAGAGCACCCUGGAGGAGCACCGUGAGCGCUGCCACAGCUACUUACAGAGUCUGGAGUCGCAGCAGCCAUCCAGUGCACAGAAUGCAGGAGAGGAGAUGAGAGAGCUAGAGUUUAUACCAGACUCUCUACUGCAACCCUCCUCAGAAAAGAUGGCAUUUAUCGAUCGGCUCGCAAACAGCAUCACCAAACGCAAGAGAUCCACACCACAGAAAUUUGUAGGACAGAAGCACAUACGCCUGAACCUUCAAGAUGCACCAUAUGAGCUCAGUGCUGGUUUGGAUAAAGACCGAGAGAUUCACACAGGGGACCUUGAAGCCCCGCACUUUCCUGGUCUGGGAGGAGAAUAUGCCGGUAUAGCAGGUAAUGGAGGAGGAGGGGUAUCAGACACACUGAGGCCUCUACACCUUCCCACCACUCACCCCUCAUGUUUAUCAGAACUCAGGCCCAUCCACAGCUCGAUUCACACCUCUGUUGCUCUAGGCCCAAGGCUGGAUUGUACAGGGACUGGAGCUGGGAUAGCAGCUGUGGGUGUAGGGGGGAGAGAGGCAGCAGAGGGUCAUGAAGACCUGCCUGCGGGACAAAGCCAUGUGCCCUCACCUAGCAAUGGUUGUCAGGACUCCACAGACACAGAGAGCAUGCCAGAUGAGCCGUGCAACAGUACUGCUCCUACUCUGACCCUGCACAGUAACAAUGGCCAUCACCUUCUCCACUCCAAUAACCAUCACGCGGCGACUCCUACCAUCGCACACCACAGGAGUCGGGACAGACACAGUCCCAACCACGCCAAAGACAGGGAGGUGGAAAAAGAGGAUGGGGGCCACUCAGCCCUCCCACCUCCUGCCCUCGCGCCAACUCCCAGCUCCCCUACAGCACCUUCCUCCACCUCUAGGGAGGCUUUUCGGGUUGUUGACGGGGAGGGGCGAGCCGUGCGCUCUUUUCGUUGCGAGCACUGCCGCGUGCUUUUCCUGGACCAUGUCAUGUUUACCAUCCAUAUGGGUUGCCACGGUUUUCGCCAGCCUUUUGAGUGUAACAUCUGUGGCCAUCGCAGCCAGGACCGCUAUGAAUUUUCUUCACACAUUGUCCGUGGGGAGCACAUCCUUGACUGAAGAUAAAGGGUGGACAUCCUGCUUUACCUAGUGCUAUUUUUACAUUGUGACAAGGACCUGGCUGGGUUUGGUCUGCACAAAAGGUAGAGGAGACACAGAUGACAUGAAACUGAUGUGAAUACUUCAAAGAGGCACUGGUACAACUAACAUGUACCAGCACAGAUGACAAGCUCAUGUGUGUUUCUGAAAUGAUAAUUGUAGUCCUUAUUAUUUUCGUUGCACUUUGGACAAUGAAUCCAGUUUAAAUGCACUUUUAAUUAAACCUAUUCUAAAGUAGAUCAAGAGCCAAUGCACUUUUUCAUCCACAGAUGUGCCUUGCUCCAAAAUUCAGGAUUCAAACUUGAUGCACAAAUUGUGGUUGACCAAUUCUGGCUUUUGUCCAUAACCUGAAAAUGUUUCCUUCUUGUGCACUUUAACAGAGGCAACAUAAAACAGCUUAUGUGAAAUUUAUAGGCUCGUCUGCAGUGGAAUCUGAAGUUUUGAACGCCUUGUUCUUAAAUGCACUCUUUCAAUGAAAUGUUUCCCUAAGAAAUAUAAGUGUUCUGCAAACACUGAUUCUAUCCAGUAAACAGCUUUUUAUAAUGAAAACUGAAGAGUGCAGACCAAACACAGAAACCUGGUCCAAGUCAUGUAGAUGGUUGUUCGUAAAUUAGAACUGCACUUUGUUUUUAACGGGGUUGGGGUGGACAGAUCUGUAUGUGUGUCUGUCUGUCUGUGUGAAAAUGUGAGGGCCUGUGUUUUGUUUUUUUUUUGUUUGUUUGUUUGUUUGUUCUUUUUUUAAGUGAAUAAGUAAAGUGGACAAUGAAGGCCUUUUGUGUGAAUGCUGAGUGGGGCCAUGUAUGACGUGUUUGUUUUUCUUCCAUAUGACUGCUUUUGUUGCACUGAUACCUGCCAGAAUACUAUGAUUAUAUUAAACUAUUUUAUGGAA
Scatophagus argus is the source of this 3037-nucleotide messenger RNA. RefSeq names its product zinc finger protein Eos-like. NCBI's taxonomy places the organism in Eukaryota, Metazoa, Chordata, Actinopteri, Scatophagidae. Gene Ontology annotation, molecular function: RNA polymerase II cis-regulatory region sequence-specific DNA binding; DNA-binding transcription factor activity. The record is from RefSeq and is a predicted model, not a curated record. Gene Ontology annotation, biological process: regulation of transcription by RNA polymerase II. The transcript has 8 exons. Bases 373 to 2109 code for a protein of 578 amino acids.